Messenger RNA from Ilyonectria robusta, 613 nucleotides. RefSeq lists its product as uncharacterized. The record is from RefSeq and is a predicted model, not a curated record. The coding region runs from base 86 to 397 and encodes 103 amino acids. The transcript has a single exon. NCBI's taxonomy places the organism in Eukaryota, Fungi, Ascomycota, Sordariomycetes, Hypocreales, Nectriaceae. Gene Ontology annotation, molecular function: oxidoreductase activity.
AUGCGACUGUAGAGGUCAGGUGCUCGUGUAGAGCAUUGGAGUUGUAUCUUAAGUAGGGUAGCACUGGGUCUAUGAAUACCAUUUCAUGAAAGUAAUUUCGCAAUCUAUUGAGAUUCCAUCUAGGUUUUUCCUAAUCUGCACUGUCGUGCACCAUUGGGAGGAAUCGCUCGGGCUAGGUCAGCCGGUACAGCAAGUCCAUGACGACGAGACACAUCGCGCCGCUGAAGAUUGUGUGAGGCACCAUCUCCCUGCAGACGAGGCUGAUGAGCUGCUCAAGGGACGCUACCAGACCAUCAAUGUGUGGAGAGCCAUCUCGCACCCUGCAACAAACUUCCCGCUACAGGAUUGUCUCGCAGAUUUUGCUAGCUAUAAAUCUCCCAGAGAGUUGCACCAGUAAAAGGUGCCAUUAAAAGCGCAAUAACGCGGAAACAGUUCCACCCUCUUCUCUCAGCGGAGGGGCAUGGAUCGCACAGCGCCGCAAUAUUCUCAAGCCAUCCGAACAUCAGCGACAACUCAGAACGACAUUCAGGAAGUCGGGGGCUUUGACGGCAUAACCUCAAUGCUAGAAACAUGGUACCAAGAUGCGCCCACCGUAUCAAAUUCCCUCUUGGUC